AUGGCCUUCGGAGACUCGAAACCCUCCUCGGGGACGGAAUCCUCGAAGAAAAAUGCCCCGAUAAUGCCAAGUGGAAAGUCGAACGUUGUGGCGCCGGCCCUUAGUGAGGAUAAUCAUGUAGAGCUCGGUGAUAUGACACCUCCAGAGCGGCCCGCAGAUAUAAUGCAACUCGCUCGGGUAGGAGACAUUCAAGCGAUGGAGAAGCUACUUGACAAUGGUACUUUUGAUGCUACGUAUUGUGACGGCGAGGGUAUAACGCCUUUACAUUGGGCGGCUAUUAAUAAUCAGUAUGCCAUGUGCCAAUUCCUUUUGAAAGCUGGUGCAGAUGUGAAUAAGAAAGGAGGAGAGUCUGUAGCUACAGCAGCCAUGUGGGCCGCUCAGAGAUGCCAUUAUUAUGUUGUUCACUUGUUACUGGAAAAUGGCGCCGAUCCUCUGAUUACGGAUGUUCAAGGAUACAACAUUCUUCAUCUUGCUACGUUUGAAGGGAAUAUCUUCCUACUUGUUCUUCUGUUACACCAAAACAUCAAUGUCGACGUACUCGAUACCCAAGGUCACACCUGUUUGAUGUGGGCGGCGUACAAGGGAUUACCAAGUUGUGUGGAUUUGUUCUUGAGAUGGGGCGCGGAUGUUCAUGCUACGGACGAAACUGGAUUUACUGCACUGCAUUGGGCGUUGGUUAAGGGCUCCCAGGGUGGCUACGAUGAGGAUGCCAAACCAGUUGUUAUCAGCUUCCCGAUGUCUUCGUGGUUGUUGAAGGACAAGCGUGCAUUCAUGAACAAAUUCUUCUUUUUCUGGCCUUUCCUAAUACUUUGGUCUAUGAUUAUGAUCAGUAGUCAAAUGGUAGUAUUUAUCGGGGUGCCUAUGGCUUUGUUUUUUGGGUAUUCAUUACAGUGGUUAGCCCAGCAAUUAUUAGAGUAUGCUCCUUCAGAUAUGAGGCACCUGCAUAAAACGCCUUGGCUUGCAGGAAUUUUUGCAGCUACAUUGUUUUGGGUUGGCGUACGAUGGUUAACAACCUUGUUACCAGCUACCUAUGGAACUUAUCCUCUUUCGAAUUUGUUAUUCUUCACCUUUUACAGUCUUACUGGAUAUUUCUACUUUUGUUCAAUGGUAUACGAGCCUGGUUUUGUGCCAAAACUGGGUGGUUUAACUCAACAGAAAGCUGUAAUUGAUGAGUUAUUAAGCGCAUGGAAGUUCGAUGAGCAUAACUUCUGCGUUCAUUGCAUGGUUAGACAACCCCUGAGAAACUUUGAAGGUUUCGCUGGGAAAGGCGAACAAGAGUGUAACAUUCUUUCGCCUUCAUUAUGCGGUAUUGUCAACUCAGACUCCUACACUUUGGUCUUGGUAUUGUGGGCAAUUUUACAAUUAACAUGGGUCACUAUGUUACUAUUCGUCCAACUGAUCCAGAUCUCACGAGCAAUGACCACUUGGGAAAAUAUGCGUGGUACACACUCAGGAGGCAAAGCUUCCCAAGCAAUCACCAAUGCUCUUACCACAGGUGCUACCUCGCGGUCAGGCAGUCAAAUCGGAAACACUGGACUUGGCCCCGAUCCCGCUCUACCUCCAACCCACGCACCAGGCGGCCAUGGUCAUCAUCACGCCCAUAAAGCUGGCUGUUUUGCACAAUGGAAGAAAAUUCUCGGCGUGGACACAUUUGUCGAAACCGCGUUCCAUGGCUACGAAGGAAGCAAGAAUCGACGUCGGGCACCCCAGAACCCAUUUUCUCGUGGUUGCGUCCGCAACUGUAAAGAUUUCUGGUGUGAUCCUGCGCCAGUUUUUGGGAAGAGAGAAAAUGGUGCUGCAAUGUUGGGUGGUCAGGUAAUUAAUUACACGAAGAUGUAUGAGACGCCAUCGAGGAUGGAGAUGAGAAGGGGUGGGGAUGAUGGAGGUGCUUAUGAGAGUGUGGCUGCUGAUGAGGCGGUUUAA
Sclerotinia sclerotiorum 1980 UF-70 is the source of this 1923-nucleotide messenger RNA. RefSeq lists its product as hypothetical. Gene Ontology annotation, biological process: protein palmitoylation. Lineage: Eukaryota; Fungi; Ascomycota; Leotiomycetes; Helotiales; Sclerotiniaceae. The coding region runs from base 1 to 1923 and encodes 640 amino acids. The transcript has 6 exons. Gene Ontology annotation, cellular component: Golgi membrane. The record is from RefSeq and is a predicted model, not a curated record. Gene Ontology annotation, molecular function: protein binding; palmitoyltransferase activity.